This is a messenger RNA of Neofelis nebulosa (Clouded leopard), 3530 nucleotides long. It is a transcript of the gene TAX1BP1, whose product is annotated as Tax1 binding protein 1. Gene Ontology annotation, biological process: negative regulation of apoptotic process. Bases 164 to 2611 code for a protein of 815 amino acids. Lineage: Eukaryota; Metazoa; Chordata; Mammalia; Carnivora; Felidae. The transcript has 18 exons. The record is from RefSeq and is a predicted model, not a curated record.
AGCCGGAAGUGACGUACCGCCGGCUUUUUGGCACUGAGGGGAGGUGUAGCCGGUCGGGGGAGAGAGGUAGUGGUGGCGGAAGAGGUUCGGCGGCUGAUGGCGGCACCGGCUCGGAAGCCUCUCUAACGCUCCCUCUGUCGUGGGGCUCCUCGCAGGAUUCACAAUGACAUCCUUUCAAGAAGUCCCCUUGCAGACUUCCAACUUUGCCCAUGUCAUCUUUCAAAAUGUGGCCAAGAGUUAUCUUCCUAAUGCACACCUGGAAUGUCAUUACACCUUAACUCCAUAUAUCCAUCCACAUCCAAAAGAUUGGGUUGGUAUAUUCAAGGUUGGAUGGAGUACUGCUCGUGAUUAUUACACAUUUUUAUGGUCUCCUAUGCCUGAACAUUACAUAGAAGGAUCAACAGUUAAUUGUGUAUUAGCAUUUCAAGGAUAUUACCUUCCAAAUGAUGAUGGAGAAUUUUAUCAGUUCUGUUAUGUUACCCAUAAGGGUGAAAUUCGUGGAGCAAGUACACCUUUCCAGUUUCGGGCUUCGUCUCCAGUUGAAGAGUUACUUACUAUGGAAGAUGAAGGAAAUUCUGACAUGUUGGUGGUGACCACAAAAGCUGGUCUUCUUGAGUUGAAAAUUGAGAAAACCAUGAAAGAAAAAGAAGAACUAUUAAAGUUAAUUGCUGUCCUGGAAAAAGAUACAACACAGCUUCGAGAACAAGUUGGAAGAAUGGAAAGAGAGCUUAACCAUGAGAAAGAGAGAUGUGACCAGCUGCAAGCAGAGCAUAAGGGUCUUGUUGAAGUAUCACAAAGUUUAAGAACGGAAAAUGAAGAGUUUAAGAAGAGAUACAAUGAUGCUACGUCCAAAGCUCUCCAGCUUGAGGAAGAUAUUGUGUCAGUGACACAUAAAGCGAUCGAAAAAGAAACUGAAUUAGACAGUUUAAAGGAUAAACUCAGGAAGACACAGUAUGAAAGAGAACAACUGGAAUGUCAAUUGAAGACCGAAAAGGAUGAGAAGGAACUUUAUAAGGUACAUUUGAAGAAUACCGAAAUAGAAAAUACCAAGCUUGUGUCAGAGGUCCAGACUCUAAAGAAUUUAGAUGGGAAUAAAGAAAGCAUGAUUACUCAUUUUAAAGAAGAGAUUGGCAGGCUGCAGUUCUGUUUGGCUGAAAAGGAAAAUCUGCAAAGGACAUUCUUGCUUACAACUUCAAGUAAGGAAGAUACUUUUCUUUUAAAGGAGCAACUUCGUAAAGCAGAGGAACAGGUUCAGGCAACUCGGCAGGAAAUUGUCUUUCUGGCUAAAGAACUUAGUGAUGCUGUAAAUGUGAGAGAUAAAACAAUGGCAGAUCUGCAUACUGCACGCUUGGAAAAUGAGAAAGUAAAAAAGCAGUUAGCUGAUGCAGUGGCAGAACUUAAACUAAAUGCUGUGAAAAAAGACCAGGAAAAGUCUGAUACACUAGAACACGAACUGAGAAGAGAAGUUGAAGAUUUGAAACUUCGUCUUCAAAUGGCAGCAGAUCAUUAUAAAGAAAAAUUCAAGGAAUGCCAGAGGCUCCAAAAACAAAUAAACAAACUUUCAGACCAAUCAGCCAAUAGCACCAGUGUCUUAACAAAGAAAAUCGGAAAUCAGCAAAAAGUGAAUGAUGCUUCAAUAAACACAGACCCAGCUACUACUGCCUCUAAUAUAGAUGUAAAGCCUUCUACAGCUGAGACAGAUUCUGACAUUGUAACAAAGGGACAAGUCUGUGAAAUGACCAAAGAAAUUGCUGACAAAACAGAAAAAUACAAUAAAUGUAAACAACUCUUGCAGGAUGAGAAAACAAAAUGCAAUAAAUAUGCCGAUGAACUUGCAAAAAUGGAACUGAAAUGGAAAGAACAAGUGGAGAUUGCUGAAAAUAUAAAACUAGCACUAGCUGAAGUAGAGGAUAAUUACAAACUUCAGUUGGCAGAGAAAGACAAAGAAAUAAAUGGACUGACGACACAUUUGGAAAAACUCUCCGGGGAGAAGGAACUUAAAAUGAGUCUAGAAAAUCAAGCAGAAAGGAAAACAGAAGGUCCGAAUUCUCAGAGUCCUCGGAAGAUCUCACAGCGUCUCAGUACAUGCUCAGAGCAAAAUGGUCAUGUUGCUGCAGUGCCAAAUGUACAGCCAGUUCUGCAAUAUGGUAAUCCUUAUGCAACACAGGAAACCAGAGAUGGAGCAGAUGGUGCUUUUUACCCCGAUGAAAUCCAGAGGCCACCUGUAAGAGUACCUUCUUGGGGAGUGGAAGAUAAUGUUGUCUGCAGCCAGCCUGCUCGAAACCUUAGUCGGCCGGAUGGUUUAGAAGACCCUGAGGAUAGUAAAGAGGAUGAACAUGUGCCCACUGCUCCCGAUCCUCCAAGUGAGCAUUUACGUGGGCAUGGAACAGGCUUCUGCUUUGAUUCCAGCUUUGAUGUUCACAAGAAGUGUCCCCUCUGUGAAUUAAUGUUCCCUCCCAACUAUGAUCAGAGCAAAUUUGAAGAACAUGUUGAAAGUCACUGGAAGGUGUGCCCAAUGUGCAGCGAGCAGUUCCCUCCUGACUAUGACCAGCAGGGCUUUGAAAGGCACGUGCAGACCCAUUUUGAUCAGAAUGUUUUAAAUUUUGACUAGUUACUUUUUAUUAUGAGUUAGCAAUAUAGUUUAACAAUUUAAAAAAAUCACCUCCAAUAGACCACUAUGGAGACCACAAGGUAUCCCUUCCAUGUACCUUCUACCACACUUUUCUGAACAAGCGCUGCUUUGGAGUUUUGUGUUACUAGGGUCAAUCUUCAGCGUAUCAAUAAAUAUCAUUGUAACCCCUGUUAAUCUUACAGCUUAAGAAAACUUUUUCUGUGUUUGUAUCUUUAUUUAUUUCCCAGUUUGCAGAACUAUAUGAAUAAAGGAAAUGGAUUGUUUUAAUGUUACCACACUGAAUAUAUAUGUGGAGUGUGUGACUUAGCAUAAUAUUUACAAGUUUCUGUUGACCUUGUUGAUUGAGCAUGACUACUAAAUAUUAUGUAAUAAAAAUAAUUUAUAAGUGUGGCAAAAUAAUUAUUUGAAUACAGAAACUUCCAUAAUUUAACCCAUGAAAGGAUUUUUUUUUAACUUCCUUUAAAAAUGGAGCUGCAUGUAGAAUCAGCUCACAUGCUUGCAGUAUAGCAAAUACUUUUUGAUAUUUGAAAUGUUUGCUUUAGGAAUAGAAGGCAUAUUUUGCUAAUUUUAUGACCAAAACAUUUUAGAAUGACUUGAGUGAUUAUUUUUAAGCCAUCUUGAAGUUGUAUUUCUGUCUAAGGGGAAAAUGGAACAAAUACACCAGUGCAGUUGUUUCAUAACAACUGUUUCAUAGAAAGGAUCUACUAAACAGUGGUGGUUGUGGCAUAAAAUCACAGAAAGUGUAUCCGUAACUUUUCCACAUUUUCCUGAUGGAGGAGAAUUUUGAAAGAAGAUUCUCAGUAAGUGAUUGAAAAUGUGAUGUAUAAAUGCAAAUCAAUGUGUUCAUUGUGUCUCUAUGUAGUAUUCUCAUUAACAUUAAAGAGGACACAUUUUUGGA